Penicillium robsamsonii is the source of this 387-nucleotide messenger RNA. RefSeq lists its product as uncharacterized. The transcript has a single exon. Lineage: Eukaryota; Fungi; Ascomycota; Eurotiomycetes; Eurotiales; Aspergillaceae. The coding region runs from base 1 to 387 and encodes 128 amino acids. The record is from RefSeq and is a predicted model, not a curated record.
AUGUACUCAAAGUCACUUGGAUUCGAUCCAAUCCCAAUGACCCUGGCAAAUCUCGAGUCCAUCACUUUUGCCUUGGACUGUAGGGCAACCGAUCUUGAUCUUGCAGCUUUCACAUGGGAACUGAAGCGAUAUAUCCCGGGAUCUGACUCUGGUUCUGGGUUUGGCUUUAGAGUUUCUUCGUCCGCUCGACGCUGGAACGGUGUGGGAUACCAGUACCACCAGCACGUACUAUGCAAGUAUCAUGAGAUUGAGGAUGGAAAUGGGCCCCAUGAUGCAGGGCAUUGGGCACCCUCGAACACCCCCUCCCUGCACCGCGCAAGUUCCAGAGACCUGCAAAACCCCCAAAGAAAAUGGACCCUCUCGGCCAGUGCAAACAUGUACCGAUAA